Messenger RNA from Daldinia childiae, 792 nucleotides. RefSeq lists its product as uncharacterized. Lineage: Eukaryota; Fungi; Ascomycota; Sordariomycetes; Xylariales; Hypoxylaceae. The transcript is spliced from 3 exons. Bases 1 to 792 code for a protein of 263 amino acids. The record is from RefSeq and is a predicted model, not a curated record.
AUGUUGUUGACCCAUUUAUUGACUAGUUUUCUUCUGCUGGGGCUUCCUGCCCAACCAGUUCAAAGUGAACCGAUACCAACAACCCUAACUCCUCGCGGGGCACCUCUUGUCGAUUUCAACGCCGCGCGUGGUGACGACCCCAAGAAGCUUGGAAGUCUCAACCUAGAGAAGGGCAAGGGAGACAAGCCCAAGCAGAACACUAAUGAUUUGUAUAUCAAGUUGGGCAAGGAUUGGAAAGGGACUAAGGCCGCACAUUUCCAUCAUAAAGCUGGCUAUCGUAGAGCUGAGUACCAUUCGCUGAAGGGCCAGACUAAAGCUGGAACUACGUAUUUCAUUACUUACAGCUUCGCGCUCGAGGAACUACCUGACGGCCUAAUCGUAUUCCAAUGGAAAGAAUACAAGGCCAAUAACGACCACGAUAAGGGCGCCAAUAUCCCUCUCGCCCUGGAGAUACGGAAGAACAAGCUAGAAUUCACGCAUACUUCGGUUUGGAAGGAGCACGGCCGCAAGGUCCAGUGGUCGCAAGAUGUCAAGCCGCGCACUAUGUACAAGAUCGGUCUGGAGAUCGAAGCUAAGGCGAAGGACGGCCACGUGAAGCUUUGGUUCAACGGCAAGCCUGUAACGUUCGCUACUACUAAGUCUCAGACGCUCACUGGAAAUAUGUAUCCUGGCGAGAGCGAUCCCAAGUUUGGCAUAUACGGCGGAGAGGACGUUCAAGUGGACAGUUAUGUUUACCAGGUUCAGAUUGGCACGAGUCAGGGAGACCUCGACCAGAGUUACUUUGGCAAGUAA